UUUAAUCUUUACGAACUUGUAAUUGAAGAGAAAAGUAUGAGAUAUAUAUUAAAUUAAAAUCUUUGUAUAUUAAUAAUUGAAGAAUGGAAGAAAAUAAUUUAAUAAAACCUGAAAAUGAAGAAAAUAUAAAGGAAAUAACUUGGCAAGAUUUGGGUAUUGUGGAUGCAUUAUGCAAAGCAUGUGAAGAUCUGAAAUGGAAAUCGCCUACAAAAAUUCAGCGUGAAGCUAUCCCAUUAACACUUGCAGGUAAAGACAUAAUAGGAUUGGCAGAAACUGGUUCUGGAAAAACUGCUGCAUUUGCUCUUCCUAUAUUACAAGCACUCUUAGAGAAUCCUCAAAGAUAUUUUGCUUUAAUUUUAACACCUACCAGAGAAUUAGCUUUUCAAAUAUCAGAACAAUUUGAAGCUUUAGGAUCAAGUAUUGGAGUAAAAUGUGCAGUAAUAGUAGGUGGAAUGGACAUGAUGUCUCAAGCAUUAGUGUUAGCAAAAAAGCCACAUAUUUUAAUUGCUACUCCAGGUAGAUUAGUUGACCACUUGGAAAACACUAAAGGUUUUAAUUUACGUUCUUUAAAAUUUUUGGUCAUGGAUGAAGCAGAUCGUAUUUUGAAUAUGGAUUUUGAAAUUGAAGUAAAUAAAAUUUUAAGAGUAAUUCCACGAGAAAGAAGAACAUUGCUAUUUUCUGCAACAAUGACAAAAAAAGUACAGAAACUACAACGUGCAUCUUUGCAAAAUCCUGUUAAAGUAGAAGUUUCAACAAAGUAUCAAACUGUUGAAAAAUUACAACAAUACUAUAUCUUUAUUCCUGUUAAAUUUAAGGAUGUGUAUCUUGUACAUAUUUUGAAUGAAUUAGCAGGUAAUAGUUUUAUGAUAUUUUGUGCAACUUGCAACAAUACAGUUAGAACUGCUCUCCUUUUGCGAAAUUUGGGUUUCACUGCUGUCCCUUUACAUGGACAAAUGUCACAGAAUAAAAGAAUAGCUGCUCUUACUAAAUUUAAAGCGAAAAAUCGAUCUAUACUUAUUUCCACAGAUGUUGCUAGCAGGGGUCUUGAUAUUCCACAUGUAGAUAUUGUAAUAAAUUUUGAUAUACCUACACAUAGUAAAGAUUAUAUACAUAGAGUUGGACGUACUGCACGUGCUGGUCGUUCUGGUCGUUCCAUUACGUUUGUAACACAGUAUGACGUAGAAUUAUAUCAAAGAAUAGAACAAUUGAUAUCAAAGCAAUUGCCAUUGUAUCCAACACAAGAAGAAGAAGUAAUGGUGCUGCAAGAAAGAGUAUCUGAAGUACAACGUAUUGUGAAAAUGGAAAUGAAAGAUAUUGAGGAUAAUAAAAAGUUAGGUAAGCGAAAGAAGCGUCAAGAUGACAACGAAGAUGAUACGGAACAAUCUAUGGGAGUCAGGAAAAGAAUAAAAGGAAAACACAAAGGAAAAGGAAAAAGGAAUUAAACACUUUAACUGCCUUAUCAAGGACUGCAAAACGAUUCUCAUCAAAGGUGCACUGAAGAAUAAUGUAAUGCUGCAUAAAGUGAAAAAUGCUUGAUUUAACUUGUAUCUAGUUUCCACUGUAAAGUAUGCUAAUUAAAAUGCUGUAAUAUAAACUGCAAUUCUUAUUGAUCUAACUUCUGUUAAUGUAUCGUUAACAAGCAUGACAACUUUGAUAUACGUUAAAAUAUUGAACACCAUUAAAGGGUCAUGGACAUUGGA
This is a messenger RNA of Eufriesea mexicana, 1700 nucleotides long. RefSeq names its product probable ATP-dependent RNA helicase DDX47 (gene pths). NCBI's taxonomy places the organism in Eukaryota, Metazoa, Arthropoda, Insecta, Hymenoptera, Apidae. The transcript has 9 exons. Gene Ontology annotation, molecular function: ATP binding; RNA helicase activity; nucleic acid binding. The coding region runs from base 84 to 1442 and encodes 452 amino acids. Gene Ontology annotation, cellular component: cytosol. The record is from RefSeq and is a predicted model, not a curated record.